AUGGAGGAUACCGGAAAGAUCAAUGUCACCAUGACAGCAGGAAAGUAUGAACUGUUCAGGGAGGCCAAGAGCGACGCCAUCAAGUGUCGAGUGUUCUUAAACACUCUGUCUGGCUUGGCACAGAAGUGGUUCGAUGGAUUGCCGAACGGAUUCAUCACAUUUUUUCAAGACUUCAAGAAUGCUUUCCUGCGCCAUUUCGCUAGUAGAAGGAAGUAUCAAAAGAUAGACCACUAUCUCUUCGCCCUCAAGCAAGGGUCUGCGGAACCCUUGAGAAGCUAUAUCAAACGCUUCAACCAGGUAGCACAAGACGUCCCGUCCGCUACCUUAGAGAUCUUGAUGAGCGCCAUCUCCCACGAUCUGGUGAUGUUGGUGGAGGGGGAGUUCUUCUGGGCCCUCAUUCGAGAGCCAGUAAAGAAUUUUGAUGUGGCGCUAGGGAAGACAGUCAGCUACAUCAAUAUAGAAGAAGUCCAGGCGGCUCGGCGGAAAGCAGACAAGGCACCUGCUCCUGCCAACAAAUCGAAGAAAAAGUCGCCCCAACCUCCAGCUUGA
Messenger RNA from Zingiber officinale, 549 nucleotides. RefSeq lists its product as uncharacterized. The transcript is spliced from 3 exons. Lineage: Eukaryota; Viridiplantae; Streptophyta; Magnoliopsida; Zingiberales; Zingiberaceae. The coding region runs from base 1 to 549 and encodes 182 amino acids. The record is from RefSeq and is a predicted model, not a curated record.